This is a messenger RNA of Saprolegnia diclina VS20, 342 nucleotides long. RefSeq lists its product as hypothetical. NCBI's taxonomy places the organism in Eukaryota, Oomycota, Saprolegniomycetes, Saprolegniales, Saprolegniaceae. The record is from RefSeq and is a predicted model, not a curated record. Bases 1 to 342 code for a protein of 113 amino acids. The transcript has 3 exons.
AUGACGACCAAGCAGGCCGCCAUCAACGACCUCUACCGCCUCAUUCCGGCCGCCAACGGCAACGUCGGCCCGGUCCUUCUCCGCUACAAGCAGCUGCUCGGGGAGGCGCUCGUGCCCUUCACCAACAGGACGAAGCUCGUGGCCGCGAUCUCGCUCGGCUGCAGCUUUGGUGCCGUGUACCAGGCGCCGUCGACGAAGCCCGUGACGUGGAUCAAGGCGCUCUUCCGACAACGCCGAGUGCCCAGUUGUUCUGCAUGGCAAGACGGGCUACGCGCAGCCGACAUGCUCUCGGUGGUCAAGAAGUGCGACAACAGCCGCGUCGGUCGCUGUGUGUACCAGUAA